UAUUUUGCAAGAUUUGAGGGUUAUGUUUCUAUUGUCUGACCCUCGUUGAUAGUUGGGAAUGUGAGUGUAAUCUGGCGCUGUUUCAGGAUGUCAUUCCUAGAAAAUUCAAGCCAUAGUGUGCUUCUGGAUUGCAGUGACCAAGAAUCCAGCAUGAAAGGAAGCACAGUGGCCUGGGCCGGUGCCGACCUGCUGGACCCUGGCAGCGAUGGGGCGGACUUCGACAUCUCCAGCUUCUUCAACCAGCUGACGGCGGCAACACCGGCGCCGGACCCGGGAUCCGUACCGGGGUCGGGGCCGGGGCCGCCUGGCUCCAGCCAGCUGAUGGACCGCACGUGUGUGGCAGCUGAGCUGAAUGAGGGGCUGUCGGCGGUGGACCAGCACACGGUGGGCGAGUUAUGUGCAGCUGAUGGCGAGUUAUGUGCGGCUGCUGCCGAGGCCAGCGCUGCCGACCUGUCGGCCCUGCUUGGAGAACAUGCAGAGUUACAGGAGGCGCUGCUGGCUGCCACGGAGCCCGCGCCGCCCCCCGGGAAGACAUUCGUUGUCGUUAAAAAACAGCAGCGGGGGUCCCGUCGGCCGGGGGUGGGGCGUCCCAAGAGGACGCCGCCCGAGUACGGUGACCCUCCCCCGGCGCCCCUCUCCGCCUACAACCUGUUCGCCAAGGAGCAGUACCCCCGGCUCAAGGCCCGAUGGCGGGGACUCAACGUGCGGAGGGCCGGUCCGAAGCUGUCCAGCCUGUGGGCGGGUCUGAGCCCGGCUGAGCGUGGCGUGUACCAGGAGCGCGCCUACCAGCAGAAGGAGCAGUACCGGCAGCAGCUCACCGACUACCGGCGGCGGGCGAGGUUGUGGCGCCGACGCCAGGCACAAGGUCAGUCAGCCGAGGGGGACGGCGACUCGACUGACCAACCCGAGGUCCACUCCGACGACGACCGCAACGACCUCUACUGCCGACUCUGCGACGCCUACUUCAGCAGCUCCCACAACAAGGAGCAGCACCUGCACAGUCGGCAGCACGUGCGCGCCAUCUCGCUGCAGGCGGCCGAGUGGCCGGCGGCGUCGGCCGACAGCGAGGACGAGCGCCCAGACUCGCCGCUCGAGCCGCCGGCGGACGUGUCCGGCGCGCUCGAGGACGUGCUGCACCAAACCGUCCGUCGCGAGCAGGAGAUCCGCUGCCUGACGGAGGCCCGCGCGCAGCUGGGCGAGCAGCAGCGCCAGCUCCGGCAGCUGGCUGACGAGCUGGAGGUGCGCCACGAUAGGGCGGCCAUGGACCUGGAGUCGGAGACGUCACACAGUCGGCGGCUGACCGACCAGCUGGAGAACCUGCUGCUGGUGCCCACCCUGUUCGGCGUCAUGAGCCAGUGGAGCUGCGACGCCCAGCCCGGCGGGGUCAGCUGACGCGAGGCCAGCGCCAUCUCGGAACGGCCCGCCACACUCGCAGUUUGACGCCGUGCCGCCGUGCGGUCUGCCGUUGUCCAGCGUGCAGUUGGCUCAGUGCCUGCGAAGGGCUGAUGCACGGAAGUGGGGUGAUGUGUAUCGAUCUCAGACGGCAUUUUGCUGUUUCGGUCUGCUUAGCAAUGUAUUACAAAUGCUCACUUCGCUUUAUCGUCCUUGCUGGUGGCCGUUGUAUUUAUGCGGUGAUGACGAGAGCGAGCAGCGUUUGUUCCCAUGGAUGAUGUGCGGUAUUUAAAUGAUGUUUUGUU
This is a messenger RNA of Pollicipes pollicipes, 1697 nucleotides long. RefSeq names its product SWI/SNF-related matrix-associated actin-dependent regulator of chromatin subfamily E member 1-related. Lineage: Eukaryota; Metazoa; Arthropoda; Thecostraca; Pollicipedomorpha; Pollicipedidae. Gene Ontology annotation, cellular component: nucleus. Gene Ontology annotation, molecular function: nucleic acid binding; zinc ion binding. The record is from RefSeq and is a predicted model, not a curated record. Bases 88 to 1392 code for a protein of 434 amino acids. Gene Ontology annotation, biological process: regulation of gene expression. The transcript is spliced from 11 exons.